GCCGUCACUGGGUGAGUCUAAAUGGUUUAACUUAAUGCCUAAAACUAAUAAUGCUAGUAGAUUAUAUGGUACUAUUAAAAUACAUAAGCCAGGAUACCCAAUAAGGCCAAUAGUAGAUUUUAGAAAUACCCCAACUUAUGAAUUAUCAAAACACUUAGCUUCAAUACUAUGCCCUAUCAGAAAUAAUUCAAACUCUAGAUUAACUAAUUCAUAUGAGAUGAAAAGUAAACUAAAUGACAUUCAACUAGCGAAUGACGAAACAAUGGUCAGUUUUGAUAUAACCAGUCUUUAUACUAAUAUACCAGUCAAUAUGGCCUUAGAAGCAGUUAAAAAAGAACUAACUGCGGAUACUGAACUCAAUCAUAGGACAAAGCUGUCCAUUGAAGAAAUUAUUUUAGGGAUUCAGCUAUGCCUCACAUCUACUAUCUUCAAG
This is a messenger RNA of Trichobilharzia szidati, 433 nucleotides long. Lineage: Eukaryota; Metazoa; Platyhelminthes; Trematoda; Strigeidida; Schistosomatidae. The record is from the annotation of a GenBank genome assembly.